CAGCUUGCCUCCUGUUUCCUAUAUUGUUCAGGGCUCCAGAUGCCACCCUUAAUGUGACACACGUCUAUUGUACCUGCAGGGCUGGGAUUGGCUACUGAGUGUGGGAACCUCUGCUCAGCCUGAUCCUCACACAUUAUUAUGCAAAGAGAGGAGUAUAAAGAGGGGCUGCAUCUCCCUGGGAUCAGAUAUCACAGGACACUCUCCCAGCUCUCCGGCUCCAUCACAUCCACUUACUAAACAGGAUGGCUCCUUACAGCGCUAGCAGCAUGCUCAAUACUGAACACUGUCACAAGGCACAAGGAAUAAGAAAGAUGAGAAAACCAGUGGUUGAGAAAAUGAGGAGAGAUCGGAUUAACAGCAGCAUCGAGCAGCUCAGGAUGUUACUGGAGAAACAGUUUGAGAAACAUCAUCUCCCAUCCAAACCAGAGAAAGCUGACAUUCUGGAAGUGGCAGUGAGCUUCCUGGAGCAGCACAUGGCUUCCAAAUAUGCACAAUCAUCCAGCCCAGCUCACACAGAAGGCCACUCUAUAAGUCUCCAGGACUCUCUGCAUUUCGUCUCUCCAAAGAAACACUCACAGUUUUCAGAAAAUCUUCUACACAAUUUCUAUGAGGAUCAUUCUGUGGCAGUCAGUCCUCCUCUAUCACCUUUGUAUCAGACCCCCACCAAAUGCACAACACCUGGGGCCAGCAAAGUGCUAUGGAGACCCUGGUAGACAUUUAAUGAACGUUCUGAGCAUCACCUUCAACUCCAGGACAUCCUGCAGGCUGGUGGUUUACUUGAUGGUUUACUUUGACUAUGUAAUAGAACAAGUGGUUACUGUAAUGGUGCAACACCAAAGCUAUUCUGUAGCUGUAUGAAUUAUAUCCAGGCAAUGUCUGGUGCUUUUUUAUGUGUCAGUAAGGACACUUUCCUAAGUGAUAUGAAUUGUCAUUAUUAUAUAAUAAUAUGCUUAUGGCACUGACCUCAAAGUACAAUAGAUGCUUUAAGAAGAGGUCAAAGCUUAUAGAUACUGAACAGAAGCGCAAACGUAUCUAUAUUUUACAAUAUCUGUAUCCUCAGUGAGGAGAAAACAUAUUCCUAAAUUUGGGUUAGGAAGCAAAACGGUGAAACUAGAUUGCUAGUUAUGACUUAUAUUCUACUAUGUGGUAUACUAUGUUCUUUAAUUCCCAGCACCCUAACCAUCCUAAAGGGUUGCUGGGAGUUGUAGUUUCUUACAGUAUUUGGAUAAUUGUUAUCUCUGUGCUGUGAAGAACAUUUGUGAAUUUGUAAUUCAUUUCCUACAAUGUAUGCAGUUUUAUUGCACUUAUUGGUAUAUUAUAUAGAUAUAUAAGUUAUGCAAUAUUUGCAAGUUAUAUUUGUGCCUGAAUGUUAAAUGUAUGCCUUUAUUUAAAAUGCUGCCAAUGGCAUUUCAAUAAAUUGAUUUUUUGAAAAGA
Xenopus laevis (African clawed frog) is the source of this 1434-nucleotide messenger RNA. It is a transcript of the gene hes5.6.S, whose product is annotated as hairy and enhancer of split 5, gene 6 S homeolog. Gene Ontology annotation, biological process: negative regulation of transcription by RNA polymerase II; neuronal stem cell population maintenance; negative regulation of cell differentiation. The coding region runs from base 243 to 713 and encodes 156 amino acids. Gene Ontology annotation, cellular component: nucleus. The record is from RefSeq and is a predicted model, not a curated record. Gene Ontology annotation, molecular function: protein dimerization activity. The transcript is spliced from 3 exons. Lineage: Eukaryota; Metazoa; Chordata; Amphibia; Anura; Pipidae.